CAACACUUGCCAUGUCGCACUCAUAACUCUUCAUUAAAACACUACACGCAAACACUCGCUUCUACACUGCAGUCAUCUGUUCACCCACUACUAUUUCUGCCGUCAGUCAGAUAAGGUUGUAGUAUGUAUUUCCUCAUGCGAUCAGCUGAGUUAUCGCUCCUCCCAUCCCAACAGUGAAUCUCACCGGACUUCAAGAACACGGAACACGGCGCAGCAGACAUGGCCAUGCUCAAAACAGAGCCUCAAACUGACGUGAUCGAUGCAGAAUACGAGGACUACCUCUGUCCCGUGUGUUUGGAGAUAUUUAUCUCUCCGAUGACCACGGGCUGCGGACAUACAUUCUGUGAAAGCUGUCUUAAGGAGUGCUUGCGGCCUCAGAAACCCGUGUGCGCAGUCUGCAGGUCCGAUCUGCACAAGUGGAAUAAAGCAGAUGAUGUACAACAUAAGAUGAAAAGAUCAAUCGGAAAGUGCAAAGGCUGUAAAAAUGAGGUUCUUUUGUCUGAUAUGAGAAGCCACACGGUGGCAUGCUCUAAAUAUCAAGACUUCAUCAAGGAAGGUAUGAAGGCCCUUUCAAAGAACCAGCCUUCCAUUGUCAGUUCAGUGCCGAACCGUCACACCUUCACCUGUCCCUUCUGUAACAAACAGAACUUUGACCAGGAUGGUCUGGUGGAGCACUGCACCUCGAAGCACGCGCACGACCCGCGUCAAGUGGUUUGUCCGAUAUGUGCCUCAAUGCCCUGGGGUGACCCUAACUACAGGAGCGCCGACUUCUUUCAGCACCUCAGAAUAAGACACGCGUUUUCCUAUGACACUUUUGUGGAUUAUGCUACAGAUGAGCAAACCAUGAUCCAGGAAGCCCUACAGCGCUCUCUCUUGGAAAACUGAUGUGAGGGACGCCUGGAUCUCCAGCUGAACUUAACACAACCAAAAAUCAAUGCGUAUGCUUAAAAGAUGAACAAACUACGUUGGGAUUCAGGGCUAUUCUGUUUUACUGUUCUGCCUAAUGUCAGUCACGCCAGAGUUCCCGAUGGUGUCAUUUUGGUGAUUUGAACUGGGUAUAUUCCAUAUAUUCAUGUAUAAAAUGGUCCCAUGUACAUUCGUAGGUCCAUAUUCUGCCCAUCUAUAAUUACGAAUGAUAUACCUGAUUUGAGUAUAGUUCGCGUAUCAGAUUGUCAGAUUUCGUGCCACUGGAACGAGACGGUCUGAUACAUGAGCUCGUGAAAGAACUGUAAUAAAGCAAACCUUGUCUAGUGUAAAAAUAUUGAUAUUGAAUCAUUAGGUCAUUCUUUUAAUCUUUAGAGUGACAUCUGAUUCGGAGGCAGUUUAGAAGAAGCUUUUUUUUUUUUUUUGGUCGGUUUGCUUUGUUUUGUAUUGUUCUGUUCAGCUGAACCUGAUAGAGGUGUGUUUUGACUUUGAGAUUAGUCUGAAAUUAGUCUGUAUUGCCCAGUAGGGGACAGUAUUGUAUCAUCAGUCCGCCGUAUCGUUUAUCGUCUCUGUACUCUCUGACCUAAGCAGUGCUCGCUAAGUGUAGUGCAGCUGUUGGCAAGUCCAUGGCUUGAUCUGCCUUGUCAACCGAUGGGAUCUGCCCUUAAAGGGACAGUUCACCUAAAAGAGAAAAUCGUGUCGUUAAUCCAAACCUGUAUGUAUUUGUGUACCGUGCGAAAGACGGACAGUGCGAACUAUCUUCCGUGUUUCACAUGAGAAAGAAUCGUUCGGCAGACAAUGAGACAAUUUCCAUUUCGUAUGAGCUACCCUCUCUUAACUCUGUUAAUAGCGUAUAUAGCGGUUCAACUGUUUAUGGUAGAGUUCAAAUUAGUUUAAAAUCCUAAAAUCUAUCGAACAAACGUGUAAUGUUCCGUUCCAUAAAGUCAAACUUGUGUUGCAUGCUGAAGUUAAAUCAUAUCCUGUGCCUGUUUCGUUCAUGUGCUGUUCGUGUGUUCCUUGGGUGGUCGUGUGCCUUUUCUCAAAAGCCUGUUUCAAAUGAAACUGUUAUACAUUUGCAUCACAUUACAUGACUAUAUGCUGCAUUUUGUCGGUUUUCUGUUGUUCUAAUUCGUCUCUGGAUAAAAGCAUCUGCUAAAUGUA
Molecule: messenger RNA, 2085 nt
Organism: Puntigrus tetrazona (Sumatra barb)
Lineage: Eukaryota; Metazoa; Chordata; Actinopteri; Cypriniformes; Cyprinidae
Gene: rnf114
Product: ring finger protein 114
Exons: 6
Coding region: 220-885 (221 amino acids)
Biological process (GO): protein polyubiquitination; ubiquitin-dependent protein catabolic process
Molecular function (GO): ubiquitin protein ligase activity
Source: RefSeq, a predicted model, not a curated record